Molecule: messenger RNA, 768 nt
Organism: Lathyrus oleraceus (garden pea)
Lineage: Eukaryota; Viridiplantae; Streptophyta; Magnoliopsida; Fabales; Fabaceae
Product: MLP-like protein 34
Exons: 2
Coding region: 69-539 (156 amino acids)
Biological process (GO): defense response
Source: RefSeq, a predicted model, not a curated record
UUUCUCAUAUCAUAACAUCUCUUUUCUUUUCUUUCUUUCAUUAUUAAACAUUUAGUUUCUUGUCAAAAAUGGUGCUAGCUGGUAAGCUUAUUACAGAACUUGGUAUCAAAACACCAGCUGACAAGUUCUUCAAACUGUUUGCAUCAGAACUUCAUGAAGUGCAAAACCUUUGUGAAAGAAUUCAUCAUACCAAGAUUCAUCAUGGUGAAGACUGGCAUCACUCUGAUUCCAUUAAACACUGGACUUAUGUCAUAGAUGGGGAGGUACACACAUGUAAUGAAAGUAUUGAAGAAGUAGAUGAUGACAACAAAAAGAUCACAUACAAGCUGUUUGGUGGAGAUAUUGACAAGUACACGGUUUUUAAGCUGAUUCUAGAAGUGAUUAAUAAGGCUGAUGGCACCGCUGCUGUUAAAUGGACUAUUGAUUAUGUGAAAAUCAAUGAAGAUGUUGAUACUCCAAAUGGCUGGAUGGAUUACCUUAGCAAAAGCACUAGAGACAUUGAUGGUCAUCUUCUCAAGGGAGAAAGAGUUGCACUAUAAGUCAUAAAGAGCAUUGGUUUUGUGGAUACACUUCUAUAUUGCAUCUUUAUAACUAGUGUGAUGAUUGCAAUGCCAUGCAUGUAUCAUAUAUAAGCAUGCAUCAUGUUUGCUUCUCUUCAUGUUUUCUUUGUAUGGAAUAAAUGUACUGGUGAUGUAUUGAAGAUUGUGUUCAUGUUUAUGUAAUAAUGUUUCUGAUUAUAAAAGUUUGGUUUGCCAAAUCUUCCUAAAA